Pistacia vera is the source of this 3375-nucleotide messenger RNA. RefSeq lists its product as uncharacterized. Gene Ontology annotation, cellular component: intracellular membrane-bounded organelle. Lineage: Eukaryota; Viridiplantae; Streptophyta; Magnoliopsida; Sapindales; Anacardiaceae. The coding region runs from base 116 to 3022 and encodes 968 amino acids. The transcript has a single exon. The record is from RefSeq and is a predicted model, not a curated record.
GCUUGAAUGGUAGUGUAAACGAAAUUCUGUUCUUUCUGUACCUUCUUGGAGAAGGCAGAGAGCCACCUAUAAAUCGAUCUCGAACGGUUUGGCUCAGUUUCUCACUCUCUCGUCAAUGGAACCAAAUACCACUCCUCAACUUUACCCAUUAAACUUAAACCCUUCCAAAACCCAAAUAUGCCUUCAAUUUCUCCUCCUCUUCACCGACUCCUUCUUCGUUACAACCGCCGACUCUUACAUUUCAAACCCACCUAUCCAAUACUCCAAACACUGCAAUCACAUCGUACCGGAAUAUCCCCUCGACCCCACCAACUCCUUGUCAUAUUCCUCCUACCCUGCUUCUCUCCGGUUAUCCAUUGCUUUUUUCUCCGGUGGCGACCCUUUUUUCAAUUCUAAUCAGAUCGACUGGCCCAAUUCCGUCGCGCUUCGUCCCCGAUUUGGGCGCGCAACUGUUAAUAGUACUGUCUUAAGUGUUGAAGCUCGAUUGAAUCUCGUGAUCUCUAGAAAAUAUGACGCUGAUUCGGUGGGCUUCCGGAAAUUGCGGCAGGUUAAUGUGCGAGGACCGAAUAAUCCGGUGCGGAGAGGUGUCGCUAGCUUUCGGUUAAGUGGGUUCUGGUCGGAAGCUGAUGGGAAGCUCUGUAUGGUUGGAUCGGGAUCGAGUCAUUUGAAUUCCGGUAAGUUAGAGACGUUUAAUGCUGUUCUGAAGCUUAUUUAUUCGAAGCAUUUGAAUUUGAGUGUUUUUGAUACUUUGGUAAGUGGACUUUUGGAGAGUCUGGAUGUUGAGAGUAGUGGGAGUUAUUUUAAGCCGCUUUCGAUACUAGGUGUGGUUCAGUUUAAUGAUAGAAAUUACGAGUUUGGAUUGAUAGAUAAAGAAAUUGGUGAUGAGUUAGUUGAUAGAAAUGAUAAAGAAAAGAGUUUAUCUCUUGAUAGUUUGGAUCAAGGUGUGUGUUCAGUGUUAGGUUUGUAUAAUUUUAACUUUGACUUGGAAUAUGGUCGUGAUUGUGAUAGUGAUAACGUUAGUUGCAAUCCUCUUAGAGGGAUUGUUGGUAAUGCGCCGGGUUUGAUGUCUUUUAAAGGGAUUAGGUGUGUGGAUAAGGGGAAAAUGCAGAUAUUAUUGGGCUUUUGGAACUCUACUUUCAGGGGUGCGAGGUUUCCUUUUGAUCCUCACACCACAAUGGUUGCUGAGGGGGCUUGGGAUGAGAAGAAGAACCAGCUCCGUGGUGUUGCGUGUCGAAUCUUGAAUUUUACAGAAUCUUUGACAAAUGCAUACAUUGGAGAUUGCACGGUUAAGUUGAGUUUGAGAUUUCCUGCAGUGUUUUCCUUAAGGAACAGGAGUACGAUUCUGGGUCAAAUUUGGAGCAGCAAAAGGGAGAAUGAUCCAGGAUAUUUUAGUAAAAUAGGAUUUGGAAGUACACGGGAAGUAUUAGCGGGUCUCCCGGGUUUCAAAUACCAAUAUACAGUGGUUGAUAUUGCUAAGAAAUCUUGUGUAAGUAAGAAUAGUGCUAAGCACAAGGGAAAAAGAUACCCCAACGGGCAGUCUAUAGACAUGAGGUUCGAUAUAUCAUUGAGGAAUGGCGAAGGACAAACAGCACGGGGUUUUUCUUCUCCACUGUUUAUUGGUGAUGAGUUAUAUGAGCAUCAGCUAUCUGCACACAUACAUUUGCCAUCAUCGGUGAAGCAAGCUGCAUCUGUUUUUCAGCCAAGUAACCAGAGCAACAUACUGGACAUCAGCUACAAGAUGAGCUUUGCACCUGCAUUUCGUUUCAAGUUUGGCAGUGGUGAGAUAUCUGAAACAGUAGAAAUUUCGGCUGAAGGAGUUUAUUAUAGGGAUACAGGUGUCUUAUGCAUGAUAGGGUGUCGGAAAUUGGGGUCAAGUUAUCGAAAAGAGAAAAUGGCAAAAAAUGAUUCACUGGACUGUGAGAUUGCAAUUAAUAUUCAAUUCCGUGCACUGGAUGCAGAGGGCAGUGACAAUGUCAAGGGAUCAAUUGUUAGCACAAGGGAGAAGUCAGACUCUCUUUAUUUUGGACAUCUUCAGUUGUCUUCAAAUUUGAUUUACGCUAGCCAAGCCAAAGAAUCUAUUUGGAGGAUGGAUUUAGAGAUCACUAUGGUUCUGAUUUCUAAUACACUUGCAUGUGUCUUUGUGGCCUUGCAGCUGUUUUAUGUGAAGAAGCAUCCUGAAGUGCUUCCUGUCAUAUCUGUUGUGAUGCUCAUUAUUCUUACUCUUAGAUACAUGGUUCCCUUACUGUUGAACUUUGAGGCCUUAGUCAAGACAGACCGUAACCAGCAGAAUGUUUUUCUUGGAAGUGGUGGGUGGCUUGAAUCAAAUGAAAUAAUUGUAAGGGUGGUAACGAUGGUGGCUUUCCUUUUGCAGUUCCGUUUGCUUCAACUCACUUGGUCUGCAAGACAAGGUGAUGGAAGCCAAAAGGACUUGUGGAUUUCUGAAAAAAGGGUUUUGUAUGUGUCUUUACCAUUGUAUAUUGUUGGUUGCUUGAUUGCUUGGGUUGUGUAUCAAUCAAGGAAUACUUACCAUCGGCCAUACAUGAUAAAUCGCCAUACUCGAACUAACCGGUGGCCCUCAUACCAGCAGCAUUCUCUCUGGGGUGAUCUUAAAUCUUAUGUUGGCUUGGUCCUUGAUGGCUUUUUGCUCCCGCAGAUAUUGUUCAAUUUGUUCUUUAACUCAACAGAAAAGGCUCUUGCUGCUUCCUUUUACAUUGGAACCACUGUUGUCCGUUUGCUUCCUCAUGCAUAUGAUUUGUACCGGGCUCAUGGUUCUACUCGGUACCUUGAUUUAUCAUACAUAUAUGCAAAUCAUAAACUGGACUUUUAUUCGACAGCCUGGGACAUCACAAUACCCUGUGGCGGUCUGCUGUUUGCUGCCCUUAUUUACUUGCAGCAGCAAUUUGGUGGUCAAUGCAUUCUUCUCAAGAGGUUUAGACAGAGUUCUGUGUACGAGAAAGUUCCUGUAGUUAACAGUGUGGAAUUGCAACAUGAACCAAUUCAGAAACACUCUUAUAGUUCAUGAUACUUAAAAAGCCCAUUUCAAAUUAACCAUUCCAAAGCUUUGGUAUCGCAAUAUUAUUUUCUUUCAGUGGCUGAAGCUCUUCCAAUGUGACAACCAAUUUUCAGGACAGGUGCGGUCACUUUGUCUCAUUAAAGGCAUGGUUAGAAAUUUGUAUGCGAUGAUCUUAGCUUGCAAGAUAAUGCAUGUAGAAUGAGUCACAGGAUAGUCGUAAUAAGAUCUUUUAUCUUUUCUUUUAUAUUUCACUGCAAACUCAAAGGUUUGCAUGCAUGAUAGAAAAAUGUGUUUUGGUGGAUUUGAAGAUGGUGAGAGAAUUUAGCCUCUCUUCAUUUGUAUGACAAUAGUUGAUGGUGAUA